Paraglomus occultum is the source of this 1479-nucleotide messenger RNA. The record is from the annotation of a GenBank genome assembly. NCBI's taxonomy places the organism in Eukaryota, Fungi, Glomeromycota, Glomeromycetes, Paraglomerales, Paraglomeraceae.
AUGCCAUCAGACCAUGACAACGAGACACUUCCUGUAUUCCGCCUGAGUCGCCCGAAUGGAAUUAAUAAGAAUCAAGUCAUUGACCUAGCCCACAGCCUAUACGGCAUCUCAGACGACUACACCAGCAAGUAUGUGGAUUCACGUAUCAUCUUGCGCUCCGGUUCACAUGUAGUCGAAGUUGACAAGGUCAGUGGAGGAAUCUGGACCGCUGACGAGGCAAGCCUAUGGAACACUUCAAUUCGACCGGAACUUGUGAGCGAUGAACAUGCCUCUGAAAUUAUCAAUAAUCUUAUCCAUGAACAUAAGUUGCUGCCAAAGUUCGACGAGGACGGACCAUUCCAGUUGGUAUCUGGGAAAAUUGGCGGAACUCUUUUUGGUCAACAAUCAACCGUAAAUGGUAGUCGCAUAACACACAAGCUCGAUACGAGAACUAGCUAUAGAAUAACAGUCAAUCUCCCCAACAAACCUCAUAUUCCAAUUGUUGGCGGUGGGGCAAAGUUCCAAUUCGUUCUUGGAGAAGCGGGUCGCCUUAUCGGAUUUAACGGUCACCAAAAGCUGGUCAACUACACCUCUUCACUCGCAUACUUCUCGGCACCGUCGUCAAGAACGCAGGAAUUCCUCUACCCUGUGUAUGUUUACGACGGCACCUUGAUGGCCAGUGGUAACCAUGUUCCGUUGCGCCAGGUGAUCUUGCCAGCCACACACUUCUCUCCAUUUCCCAAGGAACAAACCCCUCAGCAAUCGCGCUCGCAAAAUAAAACUGAGAAUGAGAAACGCGCAAACAGGCGUAAUAAACUCACAUGCGGUACCGAGUGGAUCGGUAAAUCUGGUGGACUAGUCGGCAGUCAUGACAAUGCUCUGGGCUUCGUGAAUGGUCUCUAUGACGACGGCUGGGACAUCUCUUUCAACUGGGGCGACGUUGCCGCCUUUAAAUCAGACUGGACAACCGACAAUGAUGCAUGGAUAGAUAAUGUUGACUUUGUAUUCUAUACCGGUCAUGCCAACAUGAACGGCUGGAAGCUCGAUGGUAAUAAGAGCUUCCUUACUUUUAACGAAAUUGGCUUGCUCGAUCGAGAUCUCGAAUGGCUGGUCAUCGCUGCUUGCGGCCCGCUUCAAGACGACAUAAUUAGUCCUGGUGGAGGUGAUGUUUUUCGCUGGAAAACUGCCUUCGAAGGUGGACUUCAUCUAUUGCUUGGUUACGGAUCCAUCACCAGUGACAACACUGAAGAAGGCAGAUUACUCACUAAAUAUACCCGUGAAGGCCAAAAAAUCAUCGAUGCCUGGUUCCGUACAGCGCAAGAGGUGCAGCCAUCCGUAAACGGUGCUACUCCACCGAAUGGCCCGGAUGUUUGGGUUGGCGCAAUGUGGGUGUCGAGCCCCAGCAGCGAUCCCAGUCAAGACCAUAUCUGGGAUAGUGGUUCUGUCUCAGCUGACCCCAUUAACUUUAAUUUGAUGAACGCUCUUUGGACAACUUGCUAA